Messenger RNA from Phalaenopsis equestris, 355 nucleotides. RefSeq names its product probable serine/threonine-protein kinase At4g35230. The record is from RefSeq and is a predicted model, not a curated record. Lineage: Eukaryota; Viridiplantae; Streptophyta; Magnoliopsida; Asparagales; Orchidaceae. Gene Ontology annotation, biological process: brassinosteroid mediated signaling pathway. The transcript is spliced from 4 exons. The coding region runs from base 2 to 280 and encodes 92 amino acids. Gene Ontology annotation, molecular function: protein kinase activity.
GAUGCUGAUGGAUUCUGGUUUGGAGGGGCAUUUCUCAAAAGAUGAUGGAAAUGAGAUAGCACUUGACCUAAUUCGUGGUAAGAACUUUCUGAUGCUGAUGGAUUCUGGUUUGGAGGGGCAUUUCUCAAAAGAUGAUGGAACUGAGAAAGUACGAGGAAAGAUGCAGCUGAUUUACCAAUCACAAGGAGCUCAAAUUCAAGAUCUGAAACAAGAGAACUCUGAAGACUCUAGCUAUGCCUGCAGCACCAGUUCAUGGAGUCAGACUAACAGUUUCUCCUGAUACCUCAAGUUUCAGCAGCGAUAUGUUGAAUUUCACUAACAAGAAGGCAAAGAGAAAACAUCAACUUAAGAACAA